AACUCGGGCCCGACCUUGUCUGGCUGUCGGCUUUCUCUGAACGGCUUAUUCGGCGGCAUAUUCAAUCCAAUAUGCCAUGCUAGACAAGGGGCAAUUUUCAGAAAGCACCUUAAGCCCCUAUAUAAUACGAUGAAUCCCGAGUGAAAGACGACACUGUUCUUAGCAAGCAAAGAGAAAUGUCUCUAGUCCAACCCUCCGAUUCCUCGCCAGAACCGGCAGACGAGAAACCAAAAGUCGAAUACGGGGAUUUCCCCGAGGGCGGCAUCCGAGCCUGGCUGGUGAUACUGGGGGCAUACUGUGUGUCUUUCUCGACGUUUGGGUACAUGAAUGCAUACGGAGUCUACCAAGAAUACUACUCGUCGCACUUCUUAUCUCAUGAAUCGCCGUCAUCUAUCUCGUGGAUCGGAUCUAUCCAGGUAUUUUUUCUCUACGCUGGCGGUCUCGUAGGGGGACCUUUGUUCGAUCGUUAUGGCGUAAAGGUAAUAUACGUGCCAGCCCUCGCAGCCAUUGUGUCGGUGAUGAUGACCUCCCUGUGCACCGAGUACUAUCAGUUCAUACUCGCUCAAGGCCUGCUCGGCGGCCUGGCAUCCGGGAUUCUCUUCGCGCCCGCCAUGACCUGCGUGAGCCACUACUUCCGCAGGCGCCGUGGGGUGGCAUUGGGUCUGACGGUGACGGGCUCUUCGACGGGCGGCGUCAUCUUCCCUAUCGCCCUAACCCGGAUGUUGAAGUACAGGUCGCUCGGGUUCGGGUGGUCGGUCAGGAUCGUCGGCUUCAUCAUCCUAGUCACGAUGACAGUCGCCGUACUCACCCUCAAAGAGCGUCUACCUCCUCGACGCGGUGCCGUCUUGCUGCCGUCCGCCUUCACACAGCGCGCGUACAUCCUGACCACCGCGGGCAUCUUCUUCAUGACCUGGGGGCUCUUCACGCCGUUCUUCUACCUGCCCCAGUACGCCCUGCAGCAGGGCAUGGGCCACGACCUCGCCGACUACAUGCCCGCGAUCCUGAACGCCGCCUCGGCCUUUGGUCGCGUUGUGCCCGGCCUCGCCGCCGACAAGGUCGGGCCCUUUAACACGAUGCUGGUCGAGGGCACGUGCACAGGCGUCCUGCUCCUGUGCUGGCUUGCCAUUCGGUCCAACGCUGCCAUAAUCAUCUUCGCCGCCCUGUACGGCUUCUUCUCCGGUGGCAUCGUGUCGCUCAUGUCGCCUUGCUUUGCGCGCAUCACCCCGCACAUGAACCAGUUCGGCACCUAUCUCGGCAUGGCCAUGGCCGUCCUGGCCGUUGCAGGCUUGACGGGAACUCCCAUCUGUGGAGCCAUGGUCCAGUCUUACGGAGGGUACUCCGAGUGCGCCAUCUUUAGUGGCGUCGCCAUGUUGUUUGGGUCUUUACUGGUUGCCUGGGCUCGCCUUGACAUCCAGGCCGGCCUGUGGCAGAAAGUCUAAUCACGAAGCAAGAUCGCUGUUAGGGAUCUCGAGUGGUAUUGAAAGGAGUGGGAUAACGUGGUGGGAUGUGUAGUGGCAUAUAAUGCAAGAACUUUUGGGCAGUUGGGUCAUCGUGGC
This is a messenger RNA of Exophiala oligosperma, 1556 nucleotides long. RefSeq lists its product as uncharacterized. Gene Ontology annotation, biological process: transmembrane transport. NCBI's taxonomy places the organism in Eukaryota, Fungi, Ascomycota, Eurotiomycetes, Chaetothyriales, Herpotrichiellaceae. The record is from RefSeq and is a predicted model, not a curated record. Gene Ontology annotation, cellular component: fungal-type vacuole membrane. The transcript has 4 exons. Gene Ontology annotation, molecular function: transmembrane transporter activity. Bases 177 to 1439 code for a protein of 420 amino acids.